UCUAUGUCAGUACAAGUGGAAAAGUCAGAGCGAAAACUUUUCGAAGCGGCUUAUCAUGCACUGAUCGGUGACUCAACGAAACUGGUAGAUCAGAAACAAUUAUUCGAGAUCAUCGUUGCGGCAGGAAAAGAUCUGCGGCGCAGUCAACUGGACAAAUGGAUUCAGCCAAGUCAACAUGGAAUAAAUUUCGAGGAUGCCUUUGAAAUUUACAAUCAAAUUGAGACGGUCAAUUUGGAAGACGUCGUGCGAAGUAUUGAUAGUGAACAAACUGGCUAUGUGCAACUCGAACAGUUACUAUCACGUCUUCAACAGAGGACCGAUAUUAUUGAUGAUGAUAAAGAUGAACUAAAAGGUUAUUUCACAGCAAUGUCCAAGUCGGGUUUAAUCUCGUGGCGAAAUUUACUGGAAGAUAUAGAGACUGUGAGAAUGCGACUGAAUGAAGUGACAGAUCGAAAUUACGAUGCAGAACUCAUUCAACGAAGAGAAUCAGCCAUCAUAAGUGAAGACAUGACUAGAAAUGAGUUACCACCUAUGGGUUCCGAUGGAAAAUCUACACCUACAACUGGGCAAACCUCUCCACAAUCUUCAACAUCUCAGACCGGAAAUCCAGUACUUCCGUUUCAGCAUUCCUCAAUCACUCAUUCAGAUGACCAACCACCGUCGAAAAACUUCAACAACAGUAUAUUUAUCGUUCUAUCAGACGCCAAUACCGAACAAGUGAUGAUGGUGACCAAUAAAUUAGUGGACCAUAAAUAUUAUUGUGAGGAAUGUACGUUAGGACCAGGGCAAUAUUCAGUCACAUUCCAUUCUUGCCGAAGUGUAGCUGUAAGUGCGGAUCAACUAGAUAAAAGCUCCAGAGUACCAUUGGUGGAUAAGGAAACUGGAAAAUUGACCAAAAGUUUCAGGUAUGAUCAUCAGCUAUCAUUUAUUCAGGAUGCACAUUUUAUUCACGGCAUAUUCUUAAUCACUGCUACUGUACUGGAUCAAGUUGUUCUGCAGUAUAAUCUCUCAUCCCUGACAGUCUCACGAUUACUCGAUUGCCUGAAUAUAGGAGGUAGAAUGAAUAUGAAGAUAUGCGCUCAAAGAGUUAUAUCCGAGGGCAUAAGUGCUCAUUUCAGAAUGACGUUGAUGAAUAUUUUUGAUUUGUUCGAUUUUGAUGAGAACGGUACUUUGAGUCGAAGCGAAUUCGAUGCAUUCAACGUUGUUGCAAGUGACGAGCAUGUUUCUGAUCAGGAAUGGGAUGUACUGCUGGAUAAUUUUGAGACCCGAAACGGUGAGCUGACAAUGAGCUCAUUGAUAGCACUCCAUCAGGUUGAAGCAGAUAACAAUGAUGAUUUGGAGGAGACUUGGAUCUCGCUCCAAUGUAUUGGCUACAACGCAAACUUAUCACUCGAAUUGAACUGUCCAUUGGUUUUCACGAUGCUUUCUGAACAAGAGCUUAAUCUCAGUCCGGUUGAACUGAGGCUCUUCUCGUCUCAAGAAGAGCAGAUGAUAACAGAUUAUUUUUGGGCAAACUCUAGUGAAUGCUCAUUCAGUGAUGGCAUUAAUAUAGGCUUAUGGAAGAGUGAAUACUUUGCUGUGUGUGUCGCUGGACCGAUGGUACUACCAGUUUCCAAUGAUUUAAUUUUCAAAAAAAAACAACGACUCACUCAAAAGGCUCAUAAACGAAAAACGAGCUCUAUGCGCCAUUCUCGAUAA
Messenger RNA from Anisakis simplex (herring worm), 1698 nucleotides. NCBI's taxonomy places the organism in Eukaryota, Metazoa, Nematoda, Chromadorea, Rhabditida, Anisakidae. The record is from the annotation of a GenBank genome assembly.